Messenger RNA from Sceloporus undulatus (fence lizard), 10709 nucleotides. It is a transcript of the gene FOXN3, whose product is annotated as forkhead box N3. The record is from RefSeq and is a predicted model, not a curated record. Gene Ontology annotation, biological process: regulation of DNA-templated transcription. The transcript is spliced from 7 exons. Bases 3039 to 4526 code for a protein of 495 amino acids. Gene Ontology annotation, cellular component: nucleus. Gene Ontology annotation, molecular function: cis-regulatory region sequence-specific DNA binding; DNA-binding transcription factor activity. Lineage: Eukaryota; Metazoa; Chordata; Lepidosauria; Squamata; Phrynosomatidae.
UAAUGUUAUAGUCAAUAAAUCUGGGCCAAUAUUUCUGUAUUCAGUACCAUAACAGUAAUUUAACCUGCCCCAUUGUCUGCUGGGAACUUUGUCUGUCCUCAGUGUGUCGGAUUGUGAAACUGGAUUUUAAGGGAUUGUGUGUGUGUGUGUGUGUGUGUGUGUGUGUGUGGAAAAGGUAUAAAACCUUCUGCCAUCUUUUGAAUCCAUUUGUAAAAGAAAAGUGUUUCCAAAAUUCUUGCAUUUCUCUGUUUGCAUGGUUUAGUAACGCGAUAGUAAAUUGGAAUGUCAGUCAAACUGACUAAAACAAGGCGUAGAGAGAUCUUGUAACACCUUUGAGACUAACUGAAAGAAAGAAAAAUUGGCAGCAGUUGAUGUCGAAAUGUACAAGGCAUAAUGUGUUCCCCCACACAAACAAACAAACAAAGAAAACAGUGUAUGUUUUACUCUAGUAGAUUUUGAAAUAACGUAAGUGGAAUUUACAGGCCAUUUCGACUUUGAAUCCAGUGCCAUUUACCCCGGUAUGUGUCAGAUUGUUUUCCUUUUUUUAAAAAAAACAUGCUUAAAAAUACUACAAAUAUGUUAAAGUUACUACUAUACUACUCUGAAGUUCAGUGGUUUUGAGGGCUGAAUUGCAGCAACCUAACUUUGGCCAGUGUUGGAGACCGGCACUGAAUCCCCUUGAAGAGUUGCAGGGUUGGAGCCACAGGAUCCAUUUAUCAGCUUCAACAGUUUCCCAUAAGCUCUUAAGGAGAAGUCACUAGUUUUUUGUGUGAAAAUUGAUGGUAUGAUACGGUCCUUUGGGAGAACGCUGGCAAGUAAGCAAAUUAAACUGAAAGAGAGCAGCAUGUUGUCAUAGCAACAGGGCAAUUAAAUUAUGUUGUCAGCCAUGAUAUAAUUUUCCUAUUUAAAAGCUUGCUCAUGGGACAUGAGUUCUGUUUGUACUGAACUCAUUUGGCUACAGUGCUCCCCGUUGAAAGGAGAGAGGAAAUAAUGUUGUACAAAAUGCAUGUAUCAUUCAGGAGUCUCUUCUCCAUAUCUCCCCAACUAAAGCAUCUAACCCUUCCCCCCACGUCUUUCUCUUUAAUCCCGCUCCUCGUCGUGAAAAUUUCCUGAAGUAACUUCUCUUUACAUUUUAAUUAUGAAAUACAAUUUAGAUAUCCAUAGGGAGUUGAUAAAGCCACAUGGAGCAGUGGGGAUAUGAUAGAAUCGCUGUGGUGUUUCCAAACCACUUUAUUUAAAGCGACAGUGGGAAUGGGGCUGACAGUAAAGCAUUGGGGCUUCCAACCAUUGAAUUUUCAACUGUUAGAAAGAAACCUCUAAAAGGAUACAAUUUGGCUUUCAUUUAUUUACCUUGGUUUUACAGUUUUCCAUAUCCUUUCCCCUUGUGUUUAGUACUGAACUGAAACAACUGCAUUGUAUACCCCUCUGCAACAGAGAUUUUUCAUCUUCUGCCACAGUAAUGUCCAUUUUUAUCCAGCUUUUAUCCCAGGGUUUUAUCUACCUCCAUCGGUGAUCUUUUAUGUGAUUACAGCUCUUCUUGGUUGUUAUUAAGUAUCUCCUUGAUGGUAUCAAGUCCCUUAGGAGGUUUUAUGUUCAGUGGGCUGUGUUCUUAAAAAAUAAUAAUGGAGUAUGUUAAAGUUAGUGGCUCUGGUAAUCACUUUUCCUCCCAGUACAGUAUUGUGGUAUGUGUUUGCUUCAUUGCUUUAAAAAAAAGUUUUAUUUUAAAAAUGCCUUUUCUUUUGAAACACAAUAAAACCUUCCUCUUCCUUUGGGUAUAUUUUUGCUGAAUUGUAUACCACACUUCCUGUUAACUCUUUUUGCAGCUUUGUCAGCAUGAGUGCAUCAUGUUGAUACAGUUAGUAUAAGGCAAACUUUCAAGUUGCCCAGAACUCGUAAUCCUAUAGUUUAUCUGCUCUUAAACGAAUAAAAAAGAUCACUAGAGAUGUACUUGGGUCCAAAACACAAUGCAGAAAUAAUCCAGUUUGAGACUGUUUUAACUGCCCUGGCUCAUUGCUAGAGAAUUCUGUCACAGAACUCUGAUGCCAUGAUAAAUUACAAUACCCAGGAUUCCCUAGCACUGAGGCAGGGCAGUUAAAGUGGUCUCAAACUGGAUUAUUUCUGCAGUGUAUUUUGGACCAAACUCUUUUCUUUAAGAGUCAAAUGAUUUAUCUUUGCCCUUUGGUAGGAGAAUUAACUGUUGUGGGUCAGUUUGUUAUUGAAGGGGAAACAUUGUGUAAAGUUGAUAUAGUUUUUGACUGGUUAAUAUUAUGAGUUGAAUUCAGGCUUAAUGUUCACUGGAAGAGUGUUGGCUAACAGAUGCUUGCUGUGGCACAAUGAUGCUUUAAUUGUAAUAAAAAAAAUAAUCCACACAACUGCCUUUGUUCUGCAUAUAUCUGACCCCUUUUGUACAUGUUAUCUGUACUUUUCUGGUUUUGGAUUUUGAAAACAUUAUUUUGGAAUAAUUAAAAUGUAAUGUACGCUUGACUUCUUUGUUUUGUUUUUUGCAUAGUCUUCUGUGGGGCCCAAUAUAGCAACAACAGUCUCUACUGAUUGGUAUAUGAUGUCACUCUUCAUGCUUUCUUCUAAGUCAUGCUUAUCACAUUCAUUGCUCGCUCUCAUUUCAGUAAAAUGGACAUCACUGGGGUGGAAUCUCCUCCUUCCCCUUAUUUUUUUUUUUGAAUGUCCUCUGUCUGCAAUUUUGUAUUUGAAUCUCUAGAUCCUGAUUCUGAAGCCAGGAUAUAGAAUCUUCUCUUGGAGGCAAAAAGAACUAGUAGCUGUAAAGAGUGAUUGCUUAGUUGUAAGUGUGUGUGUAAACAUGGAGUUUUGCCUGCUUGCGCAUUCAGCCAGAGCCAGGGAGGCUAUAAUUAUAAUGUGGCUGUGUUCGAACUGGAAGUGAAACAGCUGAACUUAAUCUGAAGCAACUGGUCUUAAGCUCUCAAUUUUUUGUGCUUAUUACAAGCUGUAGGAAUGACAAGGCCAGCAAAACUAACUAUCCUUCAAACCUCUCUGCAUGCUUCCUGAGAAGAGCCUCAGUCUAAAUGGGUCCAGUUAUGCCUCCCAGUAAGAAGCCAGAGGGCUCAGGAAUUAGUGUUUCCAGUGGACUGAGCCAAUGUUACCGGGAUAGUGACUUAUCAAAGGCACUUCAUGAUGAUGAGGACUUAGACUUUUCAUUGCCUGCUCUCCGGUUGGAAAAGGGUCCCAUGGAGGAUGAAGAACUAACCAAUUUGAAUUGGCUGCAUGAGAGCAAGAACUUGCUGAAAAGUUUUGGUGACUCAGUCUUAAGAAGUGUUAGCCCAGUGCAGGAUAUUGAUGAUGACACCCCUCCGUCUCCUGCUCAUGCCGAUAUGCCCUACGAUGCCAAGCAAAAUCCCAACUGCAAACCACCAUAUUCCUUUAGUUGCCUCAUAUUUAUGGCCAUUGAAGACUCUCCAACCAAGCGACUGCCUGUAAAGGAUAUAUACAACUGGAUUUUGGAACACUUCCCUUAUUUUGCAAAUGCCCCUACUGGAUGGAAAAACUCUGUGAGGCAUAAUCUGUCAUUGAAUAAGUGUUUUAAGAAGGUGGACAAAGACAGAAGUCAGAGUAUUGGGAAGGGGUCUUUAUGGUGUAUAGACCCAGAAUACAGACAAAAUCUUAUCCAGGCUUUGAAAAAGACUCCCUAUCACCCAUAUUCACAUGUCUUCAGCACACCCCCAGCAUCUCCUCAGGCAUAUCAAAGCACAUCAGGUCCACCCAUUUGGCCCGGAAGCACCUUUUUCAAGAGAAAUGGAGCUCUUCUGCAAGAUCCUGACAUUGAUGCUGCCACUGCCAUGAUGCUUUUGAAUACUCCCCCUGAGAUACAAGCAGGUUUUCCCCCAGGAGUGAUACAAAAUGGAGCUCGUAUUCUGAGUAGAGGAAUCUUCCCUGGAGUUAGACCACUGCCAAUAAACCCUAUUGGAAGCAUGGCUGCUGCAGUAAGGAAUGGAAUAGCAAACUGCCGGAUGCGGACAGACAGUGAACAGUCAUGCGGCUCUCCUGUAGUUAGCGGUGAUCCAAAGGAGGACCACAACUAUAGCAGUGCCAAAUCUUCCAACCACAGGAGCACAUCACCCACCAGUGACUCCAUUUCUUCUUCCUCUGCUGAUGACCAUUACGAAUUUGCUACAAAAGGCAGCCGGGACAGUAGCGAGGGCAGUGAGGUUAGCUUCCGUAGCCACGAGAGCCAUAGUGAAGCAGAGGAGGAGGACAAAAGGCAAAACCGAAAAGAGACCAAGGAUUCUUUAGCUGACAGUGGGUAUGCCUCUCAGCACAAGAAACGGCAGCAUUUGUUGAAGGCAAAAAAAGUACCAAGUGACACACUGCCUCUUAAAAAGAGACGUACAGAGAAACCCCCUGAGAGUGACGAUGAGGAAAUGAAAGAAGCAGCUGGGUCACUCCUUCAUUUAGCAGGAAUUCGGUCUUGUUUGAAUAACAUCACCAAUCGGACGGCGAAGGGGCAGAAAGAGCAAAAGGACACCACAAAAAAUGAGAACAAAUCCAUUGAUUGAACUUACAAACAAUUUUGUUUCAGCACGUCAGGUGAAUUCUAAUGAUUUGUGGCAAUAUCAACAAAUAUAUUCUUUGUUCAGUUUUUUUUCCUUUUCCCUCUUUCUCUCUCUCUUUUGUGUUUGUUUCUUUGCGGAUCCCUUAAGAUGCUUUUUUUUUUUGUUAUUUUUAAAGGAGAUUGAAGCCAUAGAACUCAUACUGAUACUCAACUAAUUUUAAAAAAGCUUUUCAUUACAUAAAGACAAAAAAAAAAAAAAAGAAAAGAAAAGAAAGUAAAAGCCAAAUUUUGCCAUUGCUUUCUCCAGCUUUGUCAAAAAUAUAUGGUGGAAUAUGCUCCAAUGUCACCAACCAAUAUGAAAUGAACAAAAUUUGGCACUUGAAAAUCUUUUAAACCUAGAAGAAAUUGGAUAAUUUAUAAAUUGUUCAGGCUAGGCUCUUAAAUUUAAUUUAAGGCCAUAUAAUUGGAUUUAUGUGUGAAAUUGUCUAGAAUUUUGGGAGAAGUCGGAGGCCAAGACAUUGUCUUCAGAAUCAAGGAUCAUAUACUGGCAUUCGCUUGCAGUUGUGCCAUAGAAAUCUUGAAAGAGCCACUAUAGACAGCUGCUCAUACAGUAAUGAACUGCUAGUGCUUCAUGUACUGUAUAUGGCUUAUAAUGUGAAGACUUAAUAACUUUUAAAUUAUGGAAAACUGAACUGUGUAUGCAAUGAGUUUCAGUGAAAUAAGGAGAAAGGGGUGGAGGGGUAGGGUUUAGUGAUAUUCUUUAAUCAAUUAACUGUCUUCUAUAUUUAAAUUAAAAGAAUGUUUUUUCAAAAGCCAUAAGCCUGAAGAUUGGCACUGCCUGCAAAAAUAUUAUGGGAAAACAAGCUAUGAGUUCUUAACUGCCUGAGUGAAAAGCAAUCAAGUCUAAAGAAAAUUAUGAGUAGAUAUUUAAGGAGGUUCAAAAUGAAGAAAUCUUUUGUAUAGAUCACAAAUAUUUGAUCUCACUAGAGGGGAAAACAUGCUACAAAACCUGCCACUAGUAUUAUAUACUUUUUUUUCCUUUCAAAAAACAAAUCCAUGUUGGUUGGGCAAAACGAUAAAGUAAUAUUUCAUAGAGCUCUGUAAUGUGCUCCUAAAAUGGUAUACCCAGUUAAUGUCAGAAUUCAUCUCUGCAAAAAAUGACAAUAUAUUUCCAGUUGUAACCACUGUAGCAAACUCUGAUCCACAUUGCAUGGAUUCCUUUCUGGGAGGGGCUUGGGAGUAAAAAAUAAAAACCCCUUUUUUAAUUCAAAGAUAACAAAAGUUCUUGUAAGGUAAAUAAUGUAUUUAGCAUGAAGCAUGAAUUAUUUUCAUAUAAAUAUAGAAGAAUAGAGAAAAGGCUAUGCCUCUAAUUUUUAAGCCCUUAGGCUUAGUUUGUUUUUUCGGGUUUUGUUUUCAUUUUGGAUUUUUUUUUUCAUAUUUUUUUUGGAAGCAGGUGUUUUUAAGGUUUAACCUUUUUCAGGGACAAAUACUGACUGUUGGGGAACUUACUCUGCAAUAUUAAAAAUAAAACUUCAUGCUCGGGUAGGGCUUGGAUGGUUGAAUUUUAUUGCCUUGUCUGCACAUUCAGCCCCCUCCCCCUACUUCUCUGUUUUUUGAAACGUUUGUCCUUUCUUUGUCUUUAUGUGUAUUAACAUUACGCAAUAAUUUUGAGGGCAAGGCAAGUAGUGAGUGUGUAUGAUGAAGUCUCCAUGCAGAGAUACUGAAUUGUAUGAGGGCUGGGGAGAGAUGAAAACAUGGAGUUUUGUUUGAGGGGAGACAAUGACCACACAACUCUGCUCAUCUGCCAUGUGGGAACAAGUAAUGAAAGGGCUUAUAUUUAUGUUGACGGGGUGAAUUUACAAAUGUGUGUGGAAGAACUGACUUGUUGUGACCAUACCUGUUUUGCAGUGCACAAUCCUAUAAACGGAUUGAAAGCUUUGCAAUAAGGCCAUAUUUUAUUUUGUUUUGCUUUGCUUCUAUUAGAAAACAUUGGUAUCAUAGGCCAUAAGCUUGAGGUGACUUUCAGACUCAAAGCUUUCAAGGGGCUGGCAUGUGUGCCAGUUUGUUUUAAGGGCCUUAUCCCCUAUCUGCCUGCCAGACAUUCUGAAGCAAAGGCGGCAGAAGAGGCUGCAGUUGGAAGGGCAAAGAAAUCCCUUAAGUAUAUGCAAGCAUGUAUUGUUGGAUCUGAAAUGCUUAAUAGAAAUGGUGGCAAUAGUUAUGCUGUUUUGGAGAGCUGGUAUUUUGCUUGGGGGUGUUUUGGCUGGAAGGAGAAAUGUGGAAAACAUUUUAAGGAAUACCAUUUAGCUGAUAUAAAAAUUAUAUUCCAUGCAGUGCAUACAGAGUGAACAGAGUUAACAGAUCUGUGAAAUAUGGAGUGUCGAAUGAGAUUUGGUCCAUCGGCAAUUUCAUCAUGGUUUACUGGUUUUGUCAAUACAUUUUACAUGUAGACAAAGAUAGGAAGAAUUCAAUAUCCACCUUUGUUCACACACCACUACACCACCCCCAUAACACUUACCUAAAAAGGAACAAUAACAUUUCAUAGAACUAAAGAGAAAAGAAACCGUGUCAAUAAAUCUAACAAGUUUUCUCUCUGUACAACAGUGCCAUAUACAUAUCCUUGUUCAUAUUACCAGGGAGGAAGGUCAGGGCAUAGCAAAUCUUAUGAGAUAUGAAAAGAUGUUUUUGCCUGUUUAGGGGAAUGAACACAAUAUGCCACCAUAAGGAUUGUACAUUAACACCUGGGAGGAUACUGAACUCUGAUUAUAGUUGCUUAAUUGACAGUAUUAUUGCACUCAGUAACUAUUGUGCUGUAUACAGAGCACCAGUGGAUUAUCGGUAUGAUUCAGUAGAAGUCUAUAUUGUGACUCAAUCCUCUUCUGGGUUGCUAAUUGAAUCUGAUCAACAGAAGCUGAAUGAUGGACUUGGCAAGAAUGAUGGCUUUGUAUUGGGCCACAAUUCUUCAUCCAGAUAGGCUUUGCUUAAGCUCUUGCCUCCUUUGCCCCAGUGGAGAUAUUCAAGAUUUCAGAUGUGGAUUCAGAAUACAGCCCUAUAUUCUGCCUGCCUAUCUUCCAAGAAAUAUACCUGGACACUACUGAUAUUGGACAGGUACACUUCAAGUCACAAUACAGAUUCAAGUGCCAUUGUACCUGCCUGUUCCCCAUAUGCAUGCAGGGAGGACAGUCCCCUUGGGAUUAUAUUCUCCUCAUCCCAUUGGAAAUGAAGUGGAGGUCUGGUUUCAUUACUGCCAUUCCUUUUGACAAGGUUUCUACAGAGGAAAACUUUAAUAUGACUUGAUGUCUCAUGUCUUGAAAGCAUUUCAUACAAUUAAUAUCCCAUUCUAGUCUGCCUUGCUUUCCUUUGACUGGAAACACACCAUUCGUUCAUUUUGUCUGUACAAAGUGUAAAACUAGAAUAAUACAAAUUAUUUUAGUAGUUCCUUCUGAUUCAGUGCUUACUAGCAAAAAUGUUUUGUGUACAAUAAUUCGGUUUCAUUUGUUUUCUACUGUAGCAUUUUGUUUUACUGCUACUAUUUCCCAGUUUUUCUUAAUGGGACUGCCCUCAAAAUACUUUUAAAAUAUACCAGCACUGAACAUUUUGAAAAAAAUGGAUCUUGGGAAAAUACAUAACAAGAUUCAGCCUUCCAGGAAGAAAAAAACCAAGAUUUUUUUUAAGGACAUCAAUUUAUCCAAUAUAUCUUCCUCUAUUAUUCCUACGACUAAAUUGAAGAUUGAAAGUCCUUGGGCAUGCAGGCUUUUUGCAGGUAAUACAGAGCCAAAUAUUCAGAUCCACAUUCACAUCGUACAGUAUUUGUAUGUGCAUUUUCAUCCUGGGUUUCAUUGCGGGGAUUAUCAUCUAUGAGUGGAAGAACUGUCCCAUUGUGGAUGUCACAAAAGGUGAUGUGAAUGUUUAAUAGUUAAACGUGUAGUGUUUACAACAGGGGUGGGAAACCAGUUCAAGUGGCAGACCAGAUUUCCCCCUCCACCCAACAUCUCCAUGAACCGCAUGUUGUCAAUUUGUCCAUGCACCCCCACAUCACAGGCUCCUUGGUUGAAACACUCAAGAAGUACCAAUUUCAUUCUCCCACCACCACUCCAACUCAGACAAGAUAAGGCUGGCACUGUAAUCACAAUUAAUCUUUCUACCAAAAUGAGAUAUUGGGUUAAAAUUGGGGAGGAGAGCAUUGUAAAAAAAUGUGUCACUUAAGUAUCUUUAUUAAAUAUUUAAUUCAUAGUUCAAACUCUUUGAAAUUAUGGAAGGUGCUGAAAUCUUGGCUUCUCUCUCAUACAGCCACUUCUUCGCUUCACAAAAAAUCUUGUCAUUUGUAACAAUAAUAUUAAUAAUUAAUAAUAAUAUAGAAAAUAAUAAAUUAUCUAAAUUUAAUUGCUAGUCUCAGUUAGAUUAUACCUACUGACUCAAUUGUUGAAUAGUAAUUCAAUAUUUACAUAAAUCCUGCUGAUUCAUUCAGUCUAUUCCUUUUGGGACUAGCACUUUGACUUAGGUCAGUAAUCCCAGCAUUAUGUUCCAUGGUGCUAUAUUUCUAUUCCAUGAUGCCAAAGUGAAAUUAAACCAGUUGAGUCCUUCAUAGACUUCUGCUGCACUGAUGUUCUUAUUCCCAUUCACUCUGAGUGAUGGACUCUGUUCCUCUCUGCCACUGCCAUUUUGAAAAUAGUGGGGGAAGAAUUCAGUUUUCUAUGUUCUUUCUCACAGAGGUCCAUGUGUACAGUGAAAGCUUUUGGAUUAGAGCUAAGGUGAGCACAUCCUCAUAUUACAAUUAUUCCUUUUUUGAAAGAGGGAACCUUAAAGCAUACAAAAUGGUAGCACAAUACUGAUUUGUGACCCUUAGGUCAGUUGUUGACACUUGCAAGUAGUUGUUUUUCCACUCACUCAGGCCAUCUGCCUUUGAAUUGGAUACUAGCAAGGUGAUUUGGAAGCCAGAUAACUUACUUUGUAAAAUGUAGGCACUUCUGUUAAAAUGCUGCAGUGCACACAGUAAUACAAAUUAUUGGGAUGUGAAUUGCCUGAAAUAGUUGAAUAAAUAUAUUUUUGCAUAUAAAAAAGUUGAUUUCAACAAGAAAAUUAGCAAGGUGAGACUCAUUUGCUUGGCUUCUGAGUAAAUCAUUUCCAAGUUUUAAGUGUUUGGUUAUUGUUUUUGUUUUUAAAAUAUCCUUCUAUCCUCAGAUCCAGAGCCAUUUAUUCUCUUAGUUGAGUAGUAGUUAAGUGCGUGGAUUUGUUUUUUACAACUUUCUCUGAAAUUUGUAAAACACUGUUAUGCACAUAAAUGCAGCACUGUGAUCUAAUUUAAAUAACUUUAUUGUUUAUAUGAAUAUUACUUAAUAUUUUGCUACAGUGAUAACCUUCCGCCAACCUUGGGCCACCUUCUUGCUUUCUACUGUAGAGAAUUAAAAGCUGUUGUGAACAACACCAUUUUGUUUUUCCUAUAAAUCAAUCAAUUGUUUUGAUUGUGUUUUUUAAAAGUUGGAUUUUAUAAGUAUUUCCAGAAUAUUCUGUGCCACCGUCUGUAUGAACUUUGUUCUGGUUCCUGUUAUAACCCUCUCCCUCCCCCUUACUUUUGUUCUUGGUAGGAAAAAGGUAUCCUUUUUGAUACUCAUUAUCUUAAAUUAAAGCAUAGACUCAUAUAUGCAGUUGCUUUCCAGUGCUAUUCUAUCAGUGCAAUCUUUCAACAGUUCAACAGACAAUUUGCUUCACGGAUCCCAGCUCCUAUACUACACCUCCUCAAAAGAAUUCUUUUAAUAAACUCUUGUCUAUGGUGCUGUAUUUUGUUGGUCUACUUUUAAAAUCACAAAAUAAAAAUUUAAUGCAGACUUAUUCAUGAAUCAUUUCAAGCCACCAGCUCCUCUUCCUCUUCUUCUUUCUCCUCUUCUUCCUCUUAUUCUUCCUCUUUUUUGACACUAUUCCUAUUACUUAUAUAUAUGUAUUAUCUAAAAAAAAAUUUCUUUUCACUGUACUGUAUUUUCAGAGAAAUACAGGGGAAAAUGUUUAGUUUUCUUACAAUUCUGCUAAAACCAGGCUAGUGCUAAGAACCCCACUGGGACUGCAUCCACAAUACAGAAAUAAUCUAGGUUAGCACCACUUUAACUGCCAUGGCUCAAUGCUAUACAAUCCUGCAAAUUGUAGUUUGUUGUGACACCAGAGCUGUCUGUCAGAGAAGGCUAAAUGUCUCACAAAA